Molecule: messenger RNA, 1497 nt
Organism: Indicator indicator
Lineage: Eukaryota; Metazoa; Chordata; Aves; Piciformes; Indicatoridae
Gene: SPNS3
Product: SPNS lysolipid transporter 3, sphingosine-1-phosphate (putative)
Exons: 11
Coding region: 1-1497 (498 amino acids)
Biological process (GO): transmembrane transport
Cellular component (GO): membrane
Molecular function (GO): transmembrane transporter activity
Source: RefSeq, a predicted model, not a curated record
AUGCACAACCCCAGUGCACAUGAGAGCACAGGCUUGCAGUGCCAGCCACCUCCUGAGGAGCUGAGUUACGGAGCUACUGUCACACACGUCAGGCAAGGUGCAUCUGUGCCUGGGGCAAGGAAGCGGCCAGCAAAGAGAGAUUACCUGAUAGCUGCUGUGCUGUGCUAUGGUAAUUUAAUCAAUUUCAUGGACUGGUUCAUUGUACCAGGGAUCCUCUUAGAUGUGCAGAAAUACUUUGAGCUUAGUGAUGGGGAUACAGGCCUGCUGCAAACAGUCUUCAUCCUGUGUUACAUGCUGGCUGCCCCCAUCUUUGGCUACCUUGGUGACCGCUACAAUAGGAAAAUCAUCCUCGGGGCUGGCAUUUUCUUCUGGUCUGCUGUAACUUUGGCCAGCUCCUUCCUCACUGAACUGUACUGCUGGAUAUUCUUUCUUUCACGAGGGCUGGUUGGCAUUGGCACUGCCAGUUACUCCACAGUAGCACCUACCAUGAUUGCAGACCUGUUUGAGGAAGGGAAAAGGACCACGAUGUUAUCCAUCUUCUACAUCUUCAUUCCAGUGGGCAGUGGUCUUGGUUAUGUCCUGGCAGCUGGCAUGACAGAGCUCACAGGUGACUGGCACUGGGCAUUCAGGAUAACUCCUUGCAUGGGAGGUCUAGCACUGGUUCUUCUGAUUCUCCUGGUCCCUCACAGGACCCAGAGAAGGACAGCAUUCCACAGAGCACUCAGCAUCUCCGGCACCAUACGAGUGAAAGCUGAGAAGCCAGGAGUGCAGAGAGCUGCCAAGGCCACUUGGUGUCAAGAUGUCCUAGCCCUGGCCAAGAACUGGAGUUUUGUCUGGUCCUCACUGGGUCUGACUGCCAUGGCCUUCGUUACAGGAGCCCUGGGAAUGUGGGUACCACUGUUUCUUUACAGGGCUCAGGUUGUCCAGGGCCUUGUAUCACCAUGUCUCCAAGAAACAUGCAAUUCAUCUAACAGCCUAAUAUUUGGAGGCAUCACCAUUGGGACAGGAAUCUUGGGUGUCAUUACUGGGGCAGAAGCUGCCAGGAGAUUAAGAAAGAUCAACAACAAAGCUGAUCCUCUGAUCUGUGCUGCAAGCAUGUUCAUUUCUGCUCUGUGCCUCUACAUAGCUCUGAUGGUGGCCCAGACAAACAUCCUGUCCACUUUUAUCCUUCUUGCAUUUGGAGAACUGUUUUUAUCUGUCAACUGGGCUGUUGUGACAGACAUACUGCUGUAUGUUGUGACACCAAGGCGCCAGGCCACAGCUAUUGCCCUGCAGAUUCUGGUGAGCCACUUGCUGGGAGAUGCAGGCAGCCCUUAUCUCAUUGGGACUAUCUCCAGUGCGAUCCAGGCCAGGCACGCUCGCUCGGUCCAGUGGAGUUUCUGGAGCAUGCAGUACAGCUUCAUCCUCUGUGCUUUCCUGGGGGUCUGUGGAGGAGGUUUUUUCUUCCUGACCUCUUUCUACAUUGAGGAAGAUCGUAAAGAAGCAGAGAGACUUUGA